AUGUAUUCGUUUCAAACACUUCGAGCAUUUCGUCACCGUUUCCCUACCUUAAGAAACAUUUCAGUUCGUUCUGUUUCUUCAGUCACGAACCUUCCUUAUAUAGAAACCAACACAAGAAAGAAAUUAGAAGUACCAUUAUCAAAUUCUAAUGGUAUAACACAUAUUACAACUCUUUCAAAUGGUGUGCGUGUUGCAACCGAAAAUAUUCCAGGCCAUUUUUCGGCUGUUGGUUUAUAUAUUGAUGCAGGAUCUAGAUACGAAACACAACGAACUUUAGGUAUAAGUCAUAUCUUGGAUCGAUUAGCAUUCAAGAGCACACAGAAUCAUUCAAUCGAUCAAAUUAACUCGAUAGUAGAUUCUCUUGGUGGCAAUAUAAUGUGUGCUAGUAGUCGUGAAACAAUUAUGUAUCAGUCUGCUAUUUUCUCGCAGGAUCUUUCUAAGAUUUUAGCUCUUUUUUCAGAUGUUAUUCGUAAUCUUUGUAUUACUCCAGAAGAAGUGGAGGAACAAAAGCAAACAGCACUUUAUGAAAUUCAGGAAAUAUGGCAAAAGCCUGAAAUGAUAUUACCGGAACUUCUUCAUACGGUGGCAUUCAAGGAUAAUACUUUAGGAAAUCCUUUAUUGUGUCCAGAGGAUCGACUUGCUAUUAUGACACCAAAAUUGAUUAAAGAAUAUAUAUCAACAUGGUAUCGUCCAGAACGAAUGGUUAUAGCCGUUGCUGGAUCUCAACAUGAAGAUGCUGUUGAACAGGCUAUGAAAUAUUUUGGCGAUAUGCCUAAAUCACCUGAAUUCUCGGCACAAACUUUGUUACCACCUAUAACACCAAAACAAAAGCAAACAGGAGCAUCAUUAUAUAAAACAAUUACAACGGCAGCCUCUUCACUUCUUCAUGCAAACCCAAAUUAUACAGCAACUCAUGUAACUCAGAGAGCACAUUACACAGGCGGUUCGACGUUAUUAGAUCACCCACUUCCGAAUACAUAUGUUAACAUUGCUUUUGAAGGGCUUCCAAUUCAUGAUCCAGAUAUAUAUGGACUUGCAGUACUUCAAAUGCUUCUUGGGGGAGGUGGAUCUUUUUCAGCAGGUGGACCUGGGAAAGGAAUGCAUACUCGUCUGUUUACACAUGUGCUUAAUAGGUAUUCAUUGAUGGAAUCUUGCAUGUGCUUUAAUCACUGUUAUACCGAUUCUGGACUUUUUGGUAUUAUGGCAUCAUGUAAUCCAGAGUUUAAUAAUUCCAUUAUAGAUGUAAUUGCACAACAAUUUGCUUCUGUGUCAGGUUUUGGACAUGAAAGUAUAACACAGUUAGAACUUUUACGCUCCAAAAAUCAAUUAAAAAGUAGUUUGCUCAUGAAUUUAGAAUCCAGAAUGGUACAAUUAGAAGAUUUGGGGAGACAGGUUCAGGUAUAUGGUUAUAAAAUACCUGUGGAAGAAAUGUGUAAAAAGAUUGAUAAUGUUACGUUGGAAGAUAUUGUGAGAAUAGCAAGAAAAGUAGUUAGAGGUCAAGUACAUAAUGAGGGUAAUGGUACAGGUGAAGUUACAGUAGUGGCUCAAGGUGAAUUAAAAGGAUUACAAGAUGUGAAAAAAAUAUUUGAAAAAUAUGGUCUAGACAUUUACAAUUUGGAAUAUCCUUGGCGUAAAAGUUUUUUUCUUUCGCUUGCUGCGCCGCUCGGGAUGACAUCAUCAAGGAUACCACGAUUACUCGCCCAACCAACAUGCGUAGUAGAAAACGUACUUCUUCAACCAACGUUAAACGUAUUGGACCGCUGCGCGAUUUCACAAACGUGUAAAACGCUACGAGGAUUUACUUCAACUCUAUAUUCAAUAUUUGAUUUCCCUUUAUCCCCUUCAAAUAUAACAUCAUUAUCGCAUAAGAAAUCAUUGGCAAUUAAACCACAAGAUUUAAAAUGUGUGCCGAUAAUAGUAGUCCGUUCUGGGGUUUAUAACGUGGCGAUAGGAUCAGAUGGUAAUGAUUAUUCUGCAAUAUUUUUCAACAAGAAGGGAAUCGUACGUGUAGUUAAGGUUAGAACAAAAAAGGAUGGUGUAUCAAUUGAGUGCCUGUAUUCGGUUCUUGUACAAAGAAUGUUAUUUACUUGUUCGAAAUUUAAAGAUAGAGUUUUAAUAAUAGAAUCUCCACCUGGAAAAGAUUAUUUUGCUCAUACUUGUACUCUACAAGAAAUCCUUGAGAAAUUUAGCAAUUUAACCCUCUAUAAACAUUCUGGAACCAAAUCUAAUUUGACCUCUGGGUUAGCGUCAUCAACAUCAACGUCAUCAACGGUCAAGACCAUAGAGAAUAUCACCCCUUCCAACGAUGGUAACAAUAAUGAAAACAUAAGAGACGUAGAUUUUAUGUCAUGGCAAAAUACUAAACCAACGAGAGACAUGUUACUUAAAGGAAUUGUUGGAAUGAUCAGAAGAUUUCGUCUAAGGGAAUUGGCAAAUUCAAAAGAAAUUUCAACCAUUUCUAGCGUUGGCAAACAGCGUUGGUACAUAAAUGCAUUGAUGCAAUUUCAUUAUAGAUAUUUAAUGUGCCAACAAAAACUUUACGUUUAUGGUAAUUCAUUAAGAAAACGUCACACGGAGAUAAUGACCUUCUUAAAAAACGAGUUCAAACAAUCAUUAUUAUCAACAUUUUCGAAUGACUGGUCAUAUAAUCAUGAAAGUGAGGAUGAAUUAAAAUCAUCUAAUGGUAUCUUUUCAUUCGUAAUGGAUUUUAAAAAAAAUUAUUCAUCUUCUAAUUCAUCAAAGAAAAUAUCUAGAAGUACUAGUUCAUCAUCAAAUUCUUCUUUAACGAAUAAUGAAAUCUAUUAUCGUGAAGCGGAAAUAGAACAGCAAUUAGCUCAGCUUAAUGAACGUCACUUAUUUUUAAGGACCUUAAUGGAAAGAUUUAAAUCUGUUAUAUUAAUUAAUCAAGGUUUAGAAAGUUGUUGUUUAGUAUUUCGUCAUUUCGAAUUACAAUCAAUUUACGAAGAUUUACGUACGGAUCUAACGAAAAUUUUACAUAAACAUGAAAUGGUUUCCGAAAUUAUUGAGGUCACUGCUGUUAAAUUACAAUUUAUUCUAAAAUUUUUAUAUGAACAAGAUAUACGUAACAAGUAUUCUUCCAUGAACAAAGAAUUGGCUCGUCAAGGGAUUAACAUUCAAUUGGAUGGAAAUGAUUUGAAAAAUUUCUCAAAUACUACGUCUACAUCAUCGUCGAAUCGAUUGUCCACAUACAUUAACGCUUCUUCAACCACGUCAAUAUCGCAAUCUGCUGCAUAUGCCACCACAUCAACGAUAUCAACCCCCAUGGCAUCAUCUACGACACCGGUAAUCAACGAGAAGCGCAAAGAUAUUUCAAAGUCGACGGGCACCUCACAUCAAUCUGAUCAUGAUCUUAGUGCCGAAUCAAUAUUGGAUGCUCUUUUAUUGCAAGUUCCAUUUGAACGUAUAUUUUCAAGGAAAAUGUUUAUUAAAUUGUUAGCACAAAGACAUUUUGAAACAAUGUGCGCAGAAUAUGGAGAUCAUACCGCUAGAAUAGAUUAUGAUGAUUAUUGUUCGAGUUCAAAUGAAGAUUUAUCUGAUGAUGUUGAAAUUGGUGAUUGGUUAAAUGCUGCUUGUUAUAUUCUUUUCAUAUCAAAACUCUUGUUGAAAGAUGAUUGUAAUUGGGUUGAACAAUACGAUGAAAGUGAAGAUUAUGACGUAGUCAUUGAUGUUGACGAUAUGAUUAAAGUUUGGAAAACUUGGUGGUUAUAUGCUUGUAGUGAAGUAUUGGACAAUAUUGAAACUUCAAAUGCCAAAGUUGUUUUGGAAAAGUUGGAAGAUAUUUUGGAAAUGUCAGCAAAAAAAAAAACAUGA
Molecule: messenger RNA, 3831 nt
Organism: Funneliformis geosporum
Lineage: Eukaryota; Fungi; Glomeromycota; Glomeromycetes; Glomerales; Glomeraceae
Source: the annotation of a GenBank genome assembly